Messenger RNA from Psilocybe cubensis, 813 nucleotides. RefSeq lists its product as uncharacterized. The coding region runs from base 1 to 813 and encodes 270 amino acids. Gene Ontology annotation, cellular component: membrane; EMC complex. The record is from RefSeq and is a predicted model, not a curated record. Gene Ontology annotation, biological process: protein folding in endoplasmic reticulum. Lineage: Eukaryota; Fungi; Basidiomycota; Agaricomycetes; Agaricales; Agrocybaceae. The transcript is spliced from 6 exons.
AUGUCGAACAAUGCUGUUUCGCUUUAUCUCGACCCCCAGAUUCGAGACUGGGUCUUGUUUCCUAUUACGUUGGUGAUGAUUUUGGUGGGCAUCCUUCGACAUUAUGUUGUGGUGCUGCUGCAGUCACCGCCUAAAGUUGUCUCAAAAGCUGCUAUGCGCGAACAACGGGCAUUGACGCGCUCCCAAAUUCUCCGCGCUACUGCUUCCAACUCACCUAUACCCCCUUCAUACUACACUUCGAUAUCGCAACACCUUUCUGAUGCCUUUGCCUCUGGCGCAUAUCUCAAAGACGGACCACCCAAGGGUGAUAACGCAUCUGCACCACCUAAUCCCAUAACAGACCCAGCCGCCAUGGAUGGUAUGAUGGCAGGCAUGAAGACACAGAUGGUGAUGAUGGUCCCCCAGAUGGUCAUCAUGGGGUGGAUCAAUUUCUUCUUCCAAGGCUUCGUAUUAAUUAAACUCCCUUUCCCCUUAACACUGGGCUUCAAAUCUAUGCUCCAGCGCGGCAUCGAAACCCCUGAUAUGGACGUUCGUUGGGUCUCAUCACUCUCCUGGUACUUCCUCAACUUCUUCGGUUUGAACGGACUAUACCGACUCAUCCUCGGCGAUGCUAAUUCGGCGGAUUCUUCGCGCGAUAUGACUGCAUCUCCCUUUGCGGCAGGUGCGCCUGCUGCUGGCCCCCAGGACUUUGCCAAACUGUUCAAAGCAGAGAAGGACAAUCUUGAAUUUUCUGAAGGUCUUCAUAACUGGGUCGGAAACGAUGUAGAAAAUAGAGUUCUCCGGAAGUAUGGCAAGCUCGCGCCAGCUUACUGA